AUGAGGUCGCGAGGUUGGUCCAAAGGUGCGGGCUACGAGGGUGGGUCCAAAGGUGCGGGCUACGAGGGUGGGUCCAAAGGUGCGGGCUAUGAGGAUGGGUCCAAAGGUGCGGGCUAUGAGGGUGGGUCCAAAGGUGCGGGCUAUGAGGGUGGGUCCAAAGGUGCGGGCUACGAGGGUGGGUCCAAAGGUGCGGGCUACGAGGGUGGGUCCAAAGGUGCGGGCUACGAGGGUGGGUCCAAAGGUGCGGGCUACGGGGGUGGGUCCAAAGGUGCGGGCUAUGAGGGUGGGUCCAAAGGUGCGGGCUACGAGGGUGGGUCCAAAGGUGCGGGCUACGAGGGUGGGUCCAAAGGUGCGGGCUACGAGGGUGGGUCCAAAGGUGCGGGCUACGAGGGUGGGUCCAAAGGUGCGGGCUACGGGGGUGGGUCCAAAGGUGCGGGCUACGAGGGUGGGUCCAAAGGUGCGGGCUACGAGGGUGGGUCCAAAGGUGCGGGCUACGAGGGUGGGUCCAAAGGUGCGGGCUACGAGGGUGGGUCCAAAGGUGCGGGCUACGGGGGUGGGUCCACGGAACGAGCCAAGGCACGCCAGGAACGAGCCAAGGCACGCCAGGAACGAGCCAAGGCACGCCAGGAACGAGCCAAGGCACGCCAGGAACGAGCCAAGGCACGCCAGGAACGAGCCAAGGCACGCCAGGAACGAGCCAAGGCACGCCAGGAACGAGCCAAGGCACGCCAGGAACGAGCCAAGGCACGCCAGGAACGAGCCAAGAUAAAACCCAGUCAUCUCGACCGCUAUAAGAAUACGGUAGAGUAUAGUGAGAAGGGUGGAUGCGAGUGUGAGAGUAAUCUUGGUGGGAUGAGAGCUGGUGGAUGCCGAGGGCUUAACAAAUCUACUUUACAAACUGGGAAAGGCGUCGAUUAUCUUCCGUCUAACGACCCCGGGCCCGUAACGACCCGUAUGCUGCUGUAA
Procambarus clarkii (red swamp crayfish) is the source of this 966-nucleotide messenger RNA. The record is from RefSeq and is a predicted model, not a curated record. Lineage: Eukaryota; Metazoa; Arthropoda; Malacostraca; Decapoda; Cambaridae.